CCGGUUUUCCAUUGAUGUGAUUACUCGAAUAGAAGUUUGUGAUGGAAGUUUUAGAGCCCUCUGGGAAACGAACAUAUGACAUUUGUACCGCUGGUGUCUAAAUCGACGGACGGUUUUGUCUCAAUGCAUCUAUUCUACAUGGAAUGGACGUAUAUAUGUGUCGUGUAUUUGUGUCGAACAAAUUAAAUGAAGACAAACGGUAGGUCGUGAUAAAUGCGGCUCCGAACUAGAACUCGGAUCUCGUGUCGGAAGUUGACGGACUCGCGAAGCUGACGAAAACUGCUCCAGUCGACUGUGGACGCGCGUGACAGAUACCUUCUUCUCUUCGGUAACAACGAGCAUCACAAUAUCUUUAGUUCACCUCGAUUUUCUAUACACCAACUUUGAUCUUUCAAGAUGGCACAUCUACGACGCCCAACGAAACGGGAGCAUUACAAGCCUUUCGGACGAAGAAGGGGCUCGGCGGACUCAAACUACUCCCAGCCGAGCUCGGAUCUUUCGCUGGACGAGGAGAAAGAGAGUUUGCGACGCGAGAAGGAGAGGCAGGCCCUCAAUCAACUUGAAAAAGCCAGAUCGAAGCCAGUAGCAUUUGCAGUGCGGACUAACGUGAGCUACGAUGGAUCCGUCGACGAUGACUCACCUGUGCAUGGAUCAGCCGUCAGCUUUAACGUUCGUGACUUUCUUCACAUUAAGGAGAAGUACGAUAAUAACUGGUGGAUUGGUAGGCUCGUGAAAGAACAUUGCGAUGUGGGAUUCAUCCCAUCACCUGUGAAGCUAGAGGCCUUAAGAUUGCAGGCGACCGCCGCGCGUGGUACGAAAGGACUCUACUCGACGCGAGGAGGGUCUUCAGGGAACCUAGGCGAGAGUGGUAUGCCCUCACGUGGUUCCACACCACCUACGCCAGGUGAUGACAGCGACAGUGUCGGAAACGUACGACCUGGCAAGUCUACCCUGACAACCCCACCCGCUAAGGAGAAGCGAAAGAACUUCUUCAAGAAGCCGGAGACGACAACCCCUUAUGAUGUAGUACCUUCCAUGAGGCCCGUAGUGCUGGUAGGACCAUCGCUCAAAGGUUACCAAGUGACGGAUAUGAUGCAGAAGGCACUCUUCGAUUUUCUUAAACAUCGUUUCGAGGGAAGAAUCAUUAUCACACGAGUAAUGGCGGAUAUAUCGUUAGCAAAAAGAUCCUUGCUGAACAAUCCAACUAAAAGAGCGAUCAUGGAGCGGACGUCCAGCAGGAGCAGUUGUUUAGCAGAAGUUCAACAAGAGAUCGAAAGAAUUUUUGAACUUGCCAGAACGCUACAGCUAGUCGUAUUGGAUUGCGACACAAUAAAUCAUCCGUCGCAGUUGAUGAAGACUAGCUUAGCACCCACAGUCGUUUACCUAAAGAUUUCUUCACCAAAAGUUCUGCAAAGAUUGAUCAAGACUCGAGGAAAAUCCCAGAUACGUCAUCUUAAUGUACAAAUGGUGGCUGCCGAAAAGCUAGCACAGUGUCCGGUGGAGAUGUUCGAUGUUGUCCUAGACGAAAAUCAAUUAGAGGAUGCGUGCGAACAUGUCGCCGAGUAUCUUGAAACUUACUGGAGGGCGACGCAUCCUCCAGAUAUUUCCACGAUACCUCGCGCCGUGACAGCACCUGAUGUAUCAACGGAUACGUAUCCUCAACGUGUGCCAUCAGGUGCCUCUCAUGAAACUUACUAUCAUCGAAGAGGAGCCAGAGAUGAGUCAGCGAGGAGAUCACGAAUGGAUCGGAUGGAUCGUAGCGAACGCGUGGAUCACGAGUAUGGCGAAGAAGAACAUAGCAUCGAUUAUGGCAGUACUUUAAGACGUCGCAAACAGCACGACUCGAGUCUUAAUGCUAUUUAGGAGCUGGGGCCCCGGGGCCUGUCGCUUCAGCGCUGUCCCCAUCUGCGCACCACCGCCCUUUAGCGGGCUCGCCUCCCGGUAACGCUACCGAACGCUAGGAAGUGCGCAACGCUACCUCGCGAUAAGAUCGCUGCGCUCUGUUAGUGGGGCUGUUUCCUGUCGCGUUACUCUACGCCAGCGAUCGGCAUCAGAUGCAACUUUCAGCCAGAUUUUCGUGUCGACGCCCACUACCCUUCUGAGGAACUUCAAAUACGCUACCACUCGCCAGCAGCGUGCACGUUAAUUCCGGAAAACAAUUUGCGCUUGCAUUCUUAUUCGCGCUGCCAACAAAAGAAUAUAAAUUGAAAUGAGUUCUAGCCGAUUCGAAGUAAUCUUCCGGUGUCCUUGUCCAUCGCAGUAUAAGCAGGACAAAUUCCUCAUUCGCGGAAUCAGCUCAACAACACUAGUAGACGCGCGAGACAAUCGCGUGGGACGAGGAGACCAAGAUAGAAAGUGACUCUCGAAAUAGAGUAAAAAGAGCCCUGGGGCCUUAAUCCUUGCACCAACUCCUCCCGGGCCCCAAAACCAAGUCUUUAUGUCGAAUCGGCGAUCGACGAUCGACGCGGUACCGAGUAUUUCUUAUGAAACAGAGAUCUGACUUCUCUCAUAGAAUUUAAUUCUAAGAAAUGAUAAUGACCAUUAUAAUUCCAAUUGAAGAAAAUUAAUGAUUAUCUAGAGAAAUAAUCUAUGAUCGAUCGGACAGCUAAUUUUAUUAAUAGGUAAAUCAGUUAAUAAUUAAGAUAAAAAAAAAGCUUUAAUAAAAUUUCACACAGCUGAUUAUAGAUAUAUUAAUUUGAUCGUCGAUCGUGAUAGCGCCAAUGUAGUUACCGUAAUUUUAUGAUCGCUGAAAAGCGAUUUGCGAUGAACACAGCUCGGAGUAAUGAAUUGUGAAUUUGAUCGUGGAAAUUGAAACCCAUCGUCGAUCGCGGCGGCAGACGUAGCUGAAGCGAUUUUAACGAUCGACGUAGUGACACUUACUAUCAAAUUAGACAAACUAAUGUAGAAGCAAAAAUUUUCUGGCGUUGUUUUUGAUUUGCAAGACAACAGGUUUGAAAUUAGGAGAAGUUAUUGGUGCGCUGAUAUUACGAAAGUUUUCGAUUUUGAUUACGCGCGUCAACGACUUAGUGCGUCGCUUUAUGAUGCGUUUAUACAUUUUGCUAAAGCUAUGCGAAAGUAUACGUAAUACACAUACAUACAUUGCACAUCAAUGAAAACGA
Cyphomyrmex costatus is the source of this 3119-nucleotide messenger RNA. It is a transcript of the gene Ca-beta, whose product is annotated as Calcium channel protein beta subunit. The record is from RefSeq and is a predicted model, not a curated record. Gene Ontology annotation, molecular function: protein binding; voltage-gated calcium channel activity. Gene Ontology annotation, cellular component: voltage-gated calcium channel complex. The transcript is spliced from 12 exons. Gene Ontology annotation, biological process: calcium ion transmembrane transport. Bases 397 to 1863 code for a protein of 488 amino acids. NCBI's taxonomy places the organism in Eukaryota, Metazoa, Arthropoda, Insecta, Hymenoptera, Formicidae.